Molecule: messenger RNA, 1350 nt
Organism: Neurospora tetraspora
Lineage: Eukaryota; Fungi; Ascomycota; Sordariomycetes; Sordariales; Sordariaceae
Product: UBC-like protein
Exons: 7
Coding region: 1-1350 (449 amino acids)
Source: RefSeq, a predicted model, not a curated record
AUGGACCAGUCUGUAUUUCGCAUCACCAAGGAGCUUAGCGACCUCCAAAAAGAUUCAGAUCUGUCCCUUGCGGUCGCCUGCCGCGAUGUCGAUGUUCGCAAUGUCAGGGCAAUGAUCAUCGGGCCGCACGAGACACCCUACGAGUUCGGCUUCUUCGAGUUUGCUUUCGUGUUUAACAAAGACUACCCUCGCAAGUCACCUCAGGUUCAAGCCACAACUACGAACGAAGGCCGCACCCGGUUCAACCCAAAUAUAUACGCCAAUGGCAAGGUUUGCCUAUCGAUAUUGGGAACAUGGCGCGGGGAUCGUGGAGAACAGUGGUCUGCUGCCCAAGGCCUCGAGUCCAUUCUGUUGUCUAUUCAAAGCUUGAUGUCCAUGAACCCCUACGAAAAUGAGCCGGGCUUUGAAGAUGCAAAGGAGGCUCAAGACCAGAAGAACCAGAAGGAUUACAUACAAAAGAUUCGCCACGAGACAAUCCGCAUCUCUGUCGUUCAUCGACUGGAAGAGUAUCUAGGCAUCAACCCCGACGGCACAGUUGGGCCAUCGAAUGUCAACGGGGAGAUCGUUUCAUCGGGCUCAACCGAGAGUGACAUGGACAUUCUGGACGAGGAAUCUAUGGUCCCAUUCGAGCCUUUCAAAGACCUUUGCAAGCGACGAUUUCUCUGGUAUUACGACUCCUACUUGGCUGCCGUCGAGAAAGGAAAGUCGGAGGUCAAGGACAACCAGUCAUUCGCCAGAAUGCCCUUUGAGAGUCAUGGCAACGGCAUGGAGGGUAAAUUCAACUACACGGAGCUGGAGAAGAGACUCAGGGUUAUCAAAGCAGCCCUCGACGCCGAGACAGAGGGAUGGGCCGCGGAAGGAUUGCAGGCUAAGGCCCAGGAAACCACGGUUGCCGUCAAUUUGCAGAGGCAGUUCGAGCAGGUCGUGGAGCACUUCAAGCGCAGGGAUCUGGCGCACAGCAUCGAGCUUAUGGACGGAAACCCCUUCGUCUGGGUGGUGACCUACUUCGGGAAGCCUAUGACGAAUCUCGACGGUGGCUUGUUUCGAAUCAAGCUCUGCUUCAGCCCACGAUUUCCUGAGGAGCAACCUCGGGCGAGGUUCGAAACCAAGAUCUUCCAUCAUCGUAUCGCCGCGGACGGUACACCCUGCUACUAUGCGCCGCAGAACCGCCGGGAGGACGUCAGGACGCACCUCGAAGCCAUCAUUGAUGCCCUCGAAGAGGAGAGCCCCCCUUAUGAUCCGCGAACUCUAGUCAAUCCCGAGGCGUUCAAGUUGUUCUGGGGCUCAGCCGAUGACCGAAAGAUGUACAAUCGGCGUCUUCGCCGGUCUGUUCAACAGUCAAUGGAGUAA